Messenger RNA from Herpailurus yagouaroundi (jaguarundi), 1782 nucleotides. It is a transcript of the gene MFSD12, whose product is annotated as major facilitator superfamily domain containing 12. Gene Ontology annotation, molecular function: symporter activity. Gene Ontology annotation, biological process: pigment metabolic process involved in pigmentation; carbohydrate transport; regulation of melanin biosynthetic process. Lineage: Eukaryota; Metazoa; Chordata; Mammalia; Carnivora; Felidae. The coding region runs from base 259 to 1434 and encodes 391 amino acids. The record is from RefSeq and is a predicted model, not a curated record. The transcript has 10 exons. Gene Ontology annotation, cellular component: plasma membrane.
UUGCAUGUGAACUCACGCUGACUUUGAGAGGCAGAUAUUUUUGUUAUCUCCGCUUUCUGGAAACUGAGGCCCCAAGUCCCUUGCCCGAGGUCCCCCAGCCAGGCAGCCUCGUCCAGACAAUGGUUAACCUGGCCUGGCCGGCUCCAGGGCGGGUUCUGGCCAGGGCGGCGCAUUCUUCUGACCAGAGCGUACGGUUGGUUUGUGCCUGGGCCCUGCGGGGGCCUCCGGGGCCCCAGCGCCCCCAGGAAUCGGAUCGGGAUGCCCGGCCCACGCACCGGUUCCAGAGAAAUAGCAAGGAAAGGCACCGUCUGUGUCCUGCUGUCCUUCCCCUUCAUCUUCAGCCCGUGCCUGGGCUGCGGGGCGGGUACCCCGGAGUGGGCCGCCCUCCUGUACUACGGGCCCUUCAUCGUGAUCUUCCAGUUCGGCUGGGCCGCUGCGCAGAUCGCCCACCUCAGUCUCAUCCCGGAGCUCGUCACCAACGACCACGAGAAGGUGGAGCUCACGGCCCUCAGGUACGCCUUCACCGUGGUGGCCAACAUCACCGUGUACGGUGCCGCCUGGCUGCUGCUCCGCCUGCAGGGCUCCCCGCACACGGACGUGGCCCGGGAUGUCCGCGACCAGCUGGGCGUCCAAGACGUGCGGGUGUUCCAGAACCUGUCCCUGCUGGUGGUCGGAGUGGGUGCCAUCUUCUCGCUGCUGUUCCACGUGGGCACGAGGGAAGGGCGCCGGCCGCGGGCGGAGGAGCCGGACGAGCACAGCCCGCUGCUGGCCCCGCCCACCGCCCAGCCCCUGCUGCUCUGGAAACACUGGCUGCGGGAGCCCGCCUUCUAUCAGGUGGGCCUGCUGUACAUGAGCACGAGGCUCAUCGUGAACCUGUCCCAGACGUACAUAGCCAUGUACCUCACCUACUCGCUCAACCUGCCCAAGAAGUUCAUCGCCACCAUCCCGCUGGUGAUGUAUGUCAGCGGAUUUUGCUCGUCCUUCCUCAUGAAGCCGGUCAACAAGUGCAUCGGGAGGAACCUGACCUACUUCGCGGGCCUCCUGGUGAUCCUGGCCUUCGCCGCCUGGGUGGCGCUGGCAGACAGGCUCGGCGUGGCCGUGUACGUAGCCGCCGUGCUGCUGGGCACGGGCUGUGCCACGAUCCUCGUCACCUCGCUGGCCAUGACGGCCGACCUCAUCGGCCCCCACACGCACAGCGGAGCCUUUGUGUAUGGUGCCAUGAGCUUCUCGGAUAAGGUGGCCAACGGGCUGGCGGUCAUGGCCAUCCAGAGCCUGCAUCCCUGCUCCUUGGAGCUCUGCUGCCGGGCCUGCGUAGGCUUCUACCACUGGGUGAUGGUGGCUGUGACUGGUGGCGUGGGCGCGGCCGCCACCCUCUGUCUGUGCAGUCUCCUGAUCUGGCCCAUCCGCCUGCGGAGCUGGGACCCCGGAGCCUAACCCUGACACCGUCCCCCCACGGUCGCGGUCCUGUGCACGUGAACUCUACGGGCCAUGCCCAGCUCCCAUCCCUGCCCCCCAUCCUCACCCGGCUGUGAGGGCGGCAGGUGAGGGCAGGCGGUCGGCAGCCCAGACUCUGAGCUUGGCCCUCUGGGAUCCAGGGGAGCGCCCGGCUCACCCGUCACCCCAGGCUCGGUCGGGGUUUCCUAGGUGCUGCCGGGUCCCUGGACGAACGGUGUCGUCAUUGGGCCUGAUGGGAGCCUCAGGCUUGGGGGUUGGGGGGGGACCCGGUCCCACAACCCUGUGCCCAAGGCCACGACUGGCUAUGAAUAAAAAGCCACCCAGGGG